AUGGCCCCUCGUGUUUCUUCCAAGACCUACAAGGUCCCCCGUCGCCCCUUCGAGUCGGCCCGUCUUGACUCGGAACUUAAGGUUGUCGGAGAGUACGGCCUGCGCAACAAGCGCGAGGUGUGGCGUGUCCAGCUUACCCUGUCCAAGAUUCGUCGUGCUGCUCGUGAGCUCCUCACUCUCGAUGAGAAGGACCCCAAGCGUCUGUUCGAGGGUAACGCCCUGAUUCGCCGUCUUGUGCGUAUUGGUGUCCUCGACGAGUCCCGCAUGAAGCUCGAUUACGUCCUUGCCCUUAAGGUUGAGGAUUUCCUUGAGCGCCGUCUCCAGACCUGCGUCUACAAGCUUGGCCUCGCCAAGUCCAUCCACCACGCUCGUGUCCUGAUCAAGCAGCGUCACAUCCGUGUCGGCAAGCAGAUCGUCAACGUUCCUUCCUACAUGGUCCGUCUGGACUCCCAGAAGCACAUUGACUUCGCUCUGACCUCGCCCUUCGGUGGCGGCCGUCCCGGCCGUGUUCGCCGCAAGAAGGCCGCUGCCGCUGCCGGCGGUGACGGUGAGGCCGAGGAGGAGGAUGAGGAGUAA
Penicillium atrosanguineum is the source of this 576-nucleotide messenger RNA. RefSeq names its product 40S ribosomal protein uS4. Gene Ontology annotation, molecular function: rRNA binding; structural constituent of ribosome. The record is from RefSeq and is a predicted model, not a curated record. Lineage: Eukaryota; Fungi; Ascomycota; Eurotiomycetes; Eurotiales; Aspergillaceae. The transcript is spliced from 5 exons. Gene Ontology annotation, biological process: positive regulation of translational fidelity; translation. The coding region runs from base 1 to 576 and encodes 191 amino acids. Gene Ontology annotation, cellular component: cytosolic small ribosomal subunit.